CUCAUUCCUCUCCACACUUUUGCAUUCGUUGCGCGCCCUCACACUCGCACAAAGGGUAGAUGCGUGUGCUUGCAUAGCGCUUGUCUGGGGUCUUUUUCCACCCCGACAGCAAGUCGUGCUCCUUGCCACAGCAGUCACAUAGCACACCCACCAACAAUGACAUCCACAAACUCUUCAGCGCUCACCAAGCGCAGCGCCUCUACCGCGCUCAUGCCGCCUCCUCUCGCACCGAAGCGCAUAAAGCGGCCCUCUGUAGUCCUGGACGAGGACACAUACACGUCGGCCAUAUCACACAUCAUCCGCCGCGACUUCUUCCCCGGGCUCGCCGAAGCAGACGCGCAACGCGAGUACCUCAACGCCGUCGAAAGCCGAGACAAGUCAUGGAUCAGAGACGCGGGGAAGAAACUGACCGUGGCCAUGACGCCCGUGUCCGGUGGGCGGAGAAAGGCUGCCGAGAGGACGCGAUUCGCCAGGGGAGGUGUUGGGGCAGGCGACAAGACGCCGAGUGUUUGGGGCGCGGACACACCGCUCACUGUCGCUGCCACGGAAUUCGAGGAGGAUGAGGAAGGAUCGGGCAAACUGGACGACGUGGACAUGGACAUGAGUCUGGGGGCUUUCCAGGCAAAGUACACGUCCGAGGACCAGGAGAGCUUCUCGCAGAUCAUCGACAAGCACAAUAAGAAGAAGUUUGAGAAGAAUGUCUGGCUGAGAGAAGGGAACAUGUACGCGAGCAAGCAGCGGCUCGCGCAGCAGAAACUCCUCGCCGCAGCCUCAGCCACUACUUCCACAUCGAAAGAUGUCGUCGUCGCCCGCCCAAGCCAGAACCUAGACGACCGCCCCGCAGCCCCCACAACACACAAACAUGUCCCCUUCAACACCCUCAUGUUCGCCCCCGAAAGCGUCGAGUCCUGGACCGCCACCCGCGCCCAACGCGCCGAAGCCGCCUCCCUCGCGCCCCCAAAACAAGUCUUACACGCAAACACACGCCUCCCCGCCCCGGCCGCCGACCCUCCGCGUCCGUCCAGCCCAACCCUCUCCGCGAUCCGCGACGCCGUUGCAGGUCGCCCAAGACUGAAUCCCAGCGAAGCAGCAUACACCGGCAGCGAAACCCCGCGCGUAAAUGGUUACGCCUUCGUCGACGCCGUGGCCCCCGACCCAGAAGACGACGACGACGACGACGCGCCAGAAGAUCUCCUCGAGCGGUACGGCGUGGGCCGAAGCACAGCCACGCCCUUCAGCAUGGCCGAGUCCUCGGCCCGCGAAAAAAUGCACUUUAAGAUGGUGGACAGGAUCGGUGCGCAGCGCUCCAGCGGUGGUGGGAAUGCAAAUGCAAAGGGUAGCAGUAUCGGUGUCGGUGUAGGUGCCGGGUUGGGCAUCUUCAAGGGCGACACGCCCAGGUUCUUGUCUGCGCCUACGCCUGCGGCGAGACUUGGGGGCGCGCAGACCCCGAGGAGGGCGAAGGCGGAUUUGACGCCUGCUGCGCAGAGGUUGUUUGAACGCGUGGGUGGGGGGACGCCGAGGGGGACGCGGGCUGGGAGUGGGAGUGGGAGUGGGAUACAUGAACAGGCCUGCGCGAAGUGCUCGAGCAGGUCUUGA
This is a messenger RNA of Dothidotthia symphoricarpi CBS 119687, 1596 nucleotides long. RefSeq lists its product as uncharacterized. The record is from RefSeq and is a predicted model, not a curated record. The transcript has 2 exons. Bases 157 to 1596 code for a protein of 479 amino acids. Gene Ontology annotation, cellular component: catalytic step 2 spliceosome. NCBI's taxonomy places the organism in Eukaryota, Fungi, Ascomycota, Dothideomycetes, Pleosporales, Dothidotthiaceae.